CGCAAAGUAUAAUAAAAACACAUCCAUCACAGCAAUAUAAAAAGAGUGCUUUCAGUAAGCAAAUUUACAUUAAAUAACAAGAAAUGCGAAAUGAGCUUCGCAAUUUUACGAAAUUUGCUUCGCAAUAUUUCGCCAAAAUCGAAAUCACUUCGCAAUUUGCGAUUUGCGAAGCGCUAAUUCGGACCUUGCUUUGUAGGAUGGCAUGUUUUGGCCAUAUAAACUCAUGAACAUGCUGGUGUAUGAUUGUUCAUGCCAAACAGCUCAUCACAAAAGAAGUGUUUCGGUUGUUGAUGUUAAAGGCACCUUUUGUACUGUUGAGGUACAGUUUUGCUCAUGCUCUUCCGAGUUUGUUCAACUCCUGCAAUUUGGCCUUUGGGGUGCAACACCUACAAAACCAAGAAUUGCAUUUGCAAUUGAGUUUUUUGAAUUGGUUCAUUCUGUGCAGAUGGAAUGCCAGGCAUCAAUAAAAAGCAUUUGUCAGUCAUUUGAAGAGUUUAAUCAUAACCACAUAUUUUCUUAUGCAACACCAAAAAUGUAUCCUGUCAUUAUAGAUGCUUUUGAAGAAUACAGAAUUUACAGACAUAAACUAAACAUGUUGAGCUGUGUUAUUCCUGAGCUUGAUGAAGGAAAUAUCUGUCCUGCUUGUCCCAAAACUGAUGGUGUGAUCUUUGAGUCUCUUGAUGCUCUUUUUAUUGGACGAAGGAAAAAAGCUGGGCAGAGUAUUGGAAAACCUCUAUUUGAACAGCUGAUGUUCUAUGAUCAGACACAUGUUGAUCAAUUUGUUGCCAAUUAUACCACACCUACAUCAAACAAGGAGUGUCAUGGUUUUUGUGCUGGGAAUGCUGUUCGAUCAAUGAAUCGCUACAGAGCUCUUGAUGAAACAGCAAUCUUUGGACGAGGCUGUCGACAUGAGUUUCCUAAAAAAUUCUUAAAUUUGAAACAUGGAGAGUUGGUUUGCUACUUUGAAUGCUUUGUGCAAGUGCUGAAGCUUUUUGCAUACAUGUGGUUGCAUUAUUUAAGAAAAUAUUCUACAUAUUUUAUAGAUUGA
This is a messenger RNA of Xenia sp. Carnegie-2017, 1048 nucleotides long. RefSeq lists its product as uncharacterized. The transcript is spliced from 6 exons. Lineage: Eukaryota; Metazoa; Cnidaria; Anthozoa; Malacalcyonacea; Xeniidae. Bases 203 to 1048 code for a protein of 281 amino acids. The record is from RefSeq and is a predicted model, not a curated record.